UUGCAUAUAAAAAUAUAUGGCUCAUAUUUUAAUCUCGCAAAGAUAGGAAUGGUAAUUCAAAAAAAUAAAGAGCUGAAAUGUAAUUGAAUGGUCACUCAAAUUAAACAUGGAUGUUGUUGAUGCCAAGCUCGGAGGAGCCUGCUUCAAUGUGUUUGAGGUCUGGUGAGCGCCGAUCUUCCUGGCCAACGUCCGCCACCAGCCUUCGAGAUGGACACCUGCAAAACAAGAGGACCCGCCGACGGUGUGUCGGCGGGGACCUGCUCCGAAGUUCAAGUCAGUAUUGAGAGGAGAGUAACCGGGAGCGGCAUAUUGAGCCGGCUCUUGAGAGAGAUUUAGAAGUUCAACUCCAAAAUGAACUGGCGAGAAAGCAUAAAUGAGCGUCCUAUUUAUAGGUGUCUCAUGCUUCUGGCGUGGAUGGCGUGUGAUAAAUAAAAUAAUAUAAAAAAUACUUUUAUCUCACCACCAACCUAAUAUGCAAUGGUUGGCGUGAUUAACACAAACACAUUUCAAACAAACUUAUUACCUCUGUUAACUUAUUUGGUGGCACAAAAAAGAACAUCUGAACCAAACCAUUUACCUUCCUCUUCUCCCUGUCCACGUGUAGUACCUAGGGCUAAAAGGGAUUUGGGAUUUGGUGGCUUGGGUGGAUAAAAUAGAUGAGAAUGACAAACUACCACAAUGGUUAAUUGCUUGGGAACUUCUCCACGUGUAAGUAAAGUGGUAAGAAGUGAUACAAAUUUCUUGCAUCCAAGUCCAGCUCAUGUAUAUGGAUUAGUGGGUGGUAAUUGCUACAACACAUUUACUCAAACCAGCAAAAAGAAAAGGUAAACCUUGCCACCACCAUCAUUUUCAUGUUGCCACGUGGAAGGAAUUGUGGUGGCUUUGUUGGUGUGUAUUAUAAACAAAUAAUACCACCCAUGGGAAAGGAUUAAUUACUUGAAGAGACAAUUGUACAUUUCCUUGGUUCUACCACCUGUAUGUGAGCAGUAGAUGGCCGGUUGGUAAGUUAAUCCCAGUAAAUUUGGUGCAUAGUAUUGUUUGAUGUCGGUUGAAUACCGGGUCUAUCAGAUGUCUUUCCCUCCAUUCACCCUUCACUCUUUCACUUCUUUCCUCUUGUUAACAAGGUUAUGCAAGUUAUUUAUUGCUUAGUAGAUGUCCCUGCUCAGUCAGAGAUAAAUGAUUCGGAUAUUAUUGUACUUUCUUAAUGCAUUAAUGGAUGUUUUAAUAUUGGUUUUUUUGAAUUCGUAUUAAGAGUGGUUGUAAUUUUGUUGAUUUUGUGACUUAUUAGGUCCGUUUAGUGUUAUAACUGAAACUCUAUAUGUUGAAUUAAUAAAUUCUAGGUAUAUUAAUAUUGGAAUACAGGGCAUGUAUUGCUACGGUGACCCAAAAAUCGUGGGUAUGGCGUUGCAAUACUCCCAUGUAUGGGUUUAGGGGGGCUAUAGGUUUACGUAUUUGGAAAUUGGGAUGAGGAUCAUUUAGAGAAAUUCGCCCCAUUGCCAUCCCAAACUUUAGUUAACAAACAUUGUGUUAUGCUUUAUGAGGUUUCUAGUCUGCUUAAGUGAACUCAUGGUCUUCUUUAAUAAACUUGUGGUAUGCUUUAUGAGAUUUCUUGUCUUGUUCAGGAAACUUGUGGUCUGCUUUGAGUUUUCUGUUAUUCCUUUUUAGUUUUGUGGUGUCGUGAGGUUAUGAUAUAAAUUAUAAGUUCUUUUAUAUGUUUUGUGGUUUUUGUGGUGUGGUUUGUUGUGUUUCUGCUAUGUUUUUAUGGUCUACUUCAUGAUACUUGAAGUGAGGCAUGAGACGCGAAAUUAAUGCAUAAUGUCACAUGCAUAUGCCUCUCCCCUAAUUUUAAAAAAUGCCAAGUGUGUUCCUCUUUUCAUAAAUUCGCAUAAUUGUGGCCCGUCCCUCAAAAUAAAAAAGUUAUCAAAAUUAAUGUUCAUAUUGGUUGGAACUAAUGUUAACACCAUGCUAACAUAUUAGGUGUUAGCACCCUAACCUUUUGCAUGUUGUAAGAGAGCAAGGCUCGUGGGGGAAAGAAAUAGGAAAAAAGAGAAGCCUAUGUGUGCAUAUAUACAACAAAAGAAACCCCAUAUAACUCUAUUUUCAUUUUGAACUCCCUUUAUUUGUUUUCUAGUCUCCUUGUUUGAUUUAUGAGUUUCACUACUGACUGUCAUCCUAAUUACUAAUAUGAAUUUAUUAAAUUUAUUUAUGAUGUGAGACAACUUGAGUUAUCUAUUAGAACUUUUUGAGAUGAAUGAUAUUAAUUUGAGAUUAUUUCUGAUUUGUGAUAGAUUGAGCCAUAAAAUAGUGUGCUUUAUACAUCUCAUCGAUUUAGAAUGUAUGAAUCGUUACUUAAAUGAUUAAUCAAUAAAUUUAUAAUGAUUAACCUUCAUUAUUAUAAUGAUCAAUCAUUGAAUCCUAAAUCAUUAACUUUUCAUGCAUCCUUUCCAUUAUUAUGGGAAUAGAGCCAUUUAGUUAAUUUUAAAUCACUUGAUUGUUUCUUUAUUGAACCGAAAUCAAGGUGUUGUCGGGAGAUGAAAAUUUGUUGAUGGGUACUGGCUAAUGGGUUCGCGUGAUUAAUUAUUCUGGGCCGAAAUUAUAUUUGGCAAAAGAAUAUAGGAUUUAAGUUAUUGGAUUGGACCAUUAUAUGUAUUUCAUUCUGGCCCAUCCAAAAUGGUUUGUCCAAUGUUAACUUUUGAUUCGAGCGUGUGGAAAACUGAGUUAGUCAAAAUUGAGCCGGGCCCAAUCAUGAGUCACGACACCUAGCUUCCAGCAAAACCCUCACAGCUCAGUCACGUUCUUCGUACUGACCUGUUUGCGCAGCCGGCCGACUGUGGCAAUCUGACUGUUUGGAUAAUCGACACAUAUUUAUCAGCAAAAUAAUAUACGUUGAUUACUCUCUUAUCUUAUUUUAAGCAACCGACUGCUAGGAGAUCACAAACAUCUAAUUCUCUGCAACUCGUUGACCAUUGUGGAAACCGAAAACCCUUCACAUUUCCUUUCUAAUUAAAUCUCUGAGUUAGAUCGCAUUCCAAUGGCGGCAGCAGCCCAGAGAAACCUCUCCAUUCUCGUCCCAACAGUUCUGCUGCUGUUUUCCAUUCCUCCUUCUUCUCUCGCCGCCAACACUCUCACCCAAGGCGGCCCAGUUGUUAACUCCUCCGCCAGCUUGGUCUCGCCAAACGGCCUCUUCACUUUGGGCUUCCGGCGGUCCGCCGUGGGAAGCUAUCUGGGGAUCUGGUAUAUCAAUGCAACUAGCGGCUUCUUCUGGGUAGCCAACCGCGAUGUGCCAAUCCGUGAUGGCUCGGGAUCGCUCUCCCUUGACCAAAACGGGACGUUGAAGCUCACCUACUCCGGCGGCGGCGCGAUAGUCAAUCUCUACUCUGACAGCCGACGGAGGAGACUGAUCGCCACGCUCGAUGACACGGGCAAUUUCGUGGUAAGCGAUGUCGAUUCAGGGGAUUUGCUAUGGCAGAGCUUCGACUCCCCAACGAAUGCGUGGUUCCCGGGGAUGAAAUUAGGCCUCGUCGGCGGGGAGAACAGGAAGCUGACGUCAUGGCUGACCGAGUCCAUCCCGGCGGCGGGGGCUUUUACUCUGGAGUGGGACCCGACAGCCGGGAAUGAAGAAUUGGUGAUGAAGCACAGAGGCGUGACGUUCUGGACCAGCGGCAAGCAAUGGACCCCCAACCGAUUCGCAAAUCUAGACCUCAGGUUGCAGAGGGUGAAUUACAACGUGUCCCGUGUCGUCGCCGGCCCCAACUCCGAUUACCUGACGUUCAGGGCUUCCACCAACGAAUACAGCUCCGCCAACCAAUUGAGCUUCACGGUAGUGCGAUUGAGGUACGACGGCGUGGUUGAGGAUGUAAGUACGAGGAUUGUGAUUCUGCAGAGUGAGGAUUGCCACGGAAAUGGGACGGAGAAUGGGUGCCGGAGAUGGGACGGCCCUGACUGCCGCCGGAGUGGGGACGGUUUCCAAUUACUGUGGGGCACGUUUAGUUUGGGUCAAUGGGUGGACGAAGAUAGCAACAUGAGCAUCAGCGAUUGCAAGGAACAAUGCUGGAGAAACUGUGAGUGUGGUGGGAUUAGCUUGGAUGGGGUUAACCGCAACGGCACCGGAUGUCGGUAUUUCAGGUCCGGCGGAUUCAUACAGUUGCCGAAUCAGGAAGGGGAAGACCGGUAUCAUGUUAUCAUCGCCGGAGAACGUCAAGCCGAUACUUCAAAUGCAUCACGGAUUAAGUGGAUAGCGGUUUCUGUGACUGCGGCCGUGGCUAUCCUGAUCUUAGCCCUCUGCAUUUUCUGGUUUCUGAGAAGGCGCAAGUUUAGAGAGAGGCUUCUAGCAGAGUUGAUGGCCACUAAUGCACCAAGUGAUGGAGACGACAUGGGUGAUGAUGGCGAUCCGAGCCAUCAUUUGAAAAUCUAUAGCGCAGCGUCGAUCAUGAUAGCUACAGAUAGCUUCUCCAUGCAAAACAAACUUGGAGAGGGAGGUUUUGGACCUGUAUACAAGGGGACAUUGUCGGAAGGAAGAGAAGUAGCCGUGAAGAGACUGUCGAAACGAUCUGAUCAAGGGCUAAUUGAGUUUAGAAAUGAGCUCGUACUCAUAGCUAAGUUACAACACAGAAACCUUGUCAAGCUUCUAGGUUGUUGCAUCCAUGGAGAAGAAAAAAUGUUGGUGUAUGAAUAUAUGCCUAACAAGAGUUUGGAUUCAUUUAUCUUUGACGAAACAAAGAGAGUACAAUUAGAUUGGAACAAGCGUUUCAACAUCAUUGAAGGAAUUGCUCAAGGCUUGUUGUACCUUCAUAAGUAUUCGAGAGUGACAAUCAUACACAGAGAUUUGAAAGUUAGUAAUAUAUUACUCGAUGAAAAUCUUAACCCAAAGAUCUCGGAUUUCGGGAUGGCGCGUAUUUUCAAAACAAAUACUUUGGAAGCCAACACAGCCAAGCCCGUCGGAACAUAUGGGUAUAUGUCUCCGGAAUAUGCCAUCAAAGGCACUUUCUCCACCAAAUCUGAUGUCUUCAGUUUUGGAGUCAUGCUACUAGAAAUUGUGAGUGGCAAAAAGAAUUACAACCUCAUUCCAUUGGAUCCCCCGAUCGACCUAGUGGAAUAUGCAUGGAAGUUGUGGAAAGAAGGUUCUCCAUUAGAGUUUAUGGAUCCAACCAUGGAGGGUUCCGAUAAUUAUAAAGAUCAGAUACUUAGAUGUAUCAAUGUAGGACUGCUCUGUAUAGAAUACAACACAUACGAUAGGCCAGAAAUGUCAGAGGUGAUAUCGAUGUUAACUAGUAAUGUCGUACAAUUGCCCAUGCCAGAACAACCAGGAUUUAUCAUGACCAGACCAAGAAACCACGAGGGAAGCUCAAGCACUAGUGCCUCGAAAUUUUGUUCGAGUAAUGAAGUCACCAUAACAAUGAUGGUUGCUCGAUAGUUUAAAAUACUACAUGAUGGAUUUAUUCAAUAUUUCUAGAGACAAUUUAAGUUACUUACAAUCAAUGUUCAAAUAACCUUUUUCCUGUAAGUGUGUGAAAAAUGACAAAUUCUAUAUUUCUAUCUCUUAGAGACAACUUAAGUUACUUACAAUCAAGGUUCAAAAAGCCGCUAGCCGCAAAGCACGCGUUGGGAUCUUGCCUAGCGCCUCGUUCGCCUAGGCAUUGCCUAAUCGUGCCUAGGUUUUAGAAACAAAAAUAACAUUUUCAUAAUAAAUGAUGAAUGAAAUAGUUGUUUUACAACACUUCUACUUCACUUAAAAUGAUUAAAAACUUACUUAACACUUAACAAUAAGAAAAAUAGCUCACAAGUUCAUAGAAUACAGUGACGGAUGCAGA
This is a messenger RNA of Linum trigynum, 5810 nucleotides long. The record is from the annotation of a GenBank genome assembly. Lineage: Eukaryota; Viridiplantae; Streptophyta; Magnoliopsida; Malpighiales; Linaceae.